Messenger RNA from Coffea eugenioides, 816 nucleotides. RefSeq names its product transcription factor bHLH118-like. Gene Ontology annotation, biological process: regulation of transcription by RNA polymerase II. The record is from RefSeq and is a predicted model, not a curated record. Lineage: Eukaryota; Viridiplantae; Streptophyta; Magnoliopsida; Gentianales; Rubiaceae. Gene Ontology annotation, cellular component: RNA polymerase II transcription regulator complex. The transcript has 3 exons. Gene Ontology annotation, molecular function: protein dimerization activity; DNA-binding transcription factor activity, RNA polymerase II-specific; RNA polymerase II transcription regulatory region sequence-specific DNA binding. The coding region runs from base 1 to 816 and encodes 271 amino acids.
AUGGAUGACUAUACUGCUAAUUUGGUUCCUUUAUAUGAAGAUGAUUCGCUGCUUUUUCCUACCAUUCAUCCCUAUCUAGAACCCACAAUCUGUCAUCAAGAUCUGGAAAUUCAGGGUGCAUCUUCACUUGCGGCAUGUCAACAGAACACUGAGGAAAUCAACACAGCAGGGAAAAGGCAGCGGAAGUCGUCAUCAGCUAUUCGAGCUGAUAAUCAUGAUAGUGGGGUCAACCAUGAUGACAGCAAGCAGAAAAGAGCCAUUCAUAGAGAUAUUGAGAGAAAAAGGAGGCAAGAAAUGGCUACUCUUUGUGCUGCUCUCAGAAAUCUACUGCCUCUUGAAUAUAUAAAGGGAAAGCGUUCUAUAUCAGAUCAUGUUCUUGAGGCUGUGAACUAUAUUAAACACAUGGAAAAGAAUAUCAGGGAAUUGGAAGCGAAGAGAAAUAAGCUGAGAUACUUAAUGGGUGAAUUGAGCAAUACGGACGUCAAAAAUGUUGAGGAAACAAACUCUUCAUCUAUUAAGUUCACAGUCAAGCCAUGCUUGGGUGGUGGAAUUGAGAUUCUGAUGGAGAAUUACUCGGCCAAUAACUGGUUUCCGCUAUCAAGGAUACUGGAUGUGUUGCUUGAUGAAGGUCUUACUGUUGUUACCUGUAUCUGCACCAAAGUCAAUGCAAAUUUUCUUUACAGAAUCCAAACUGAGGCCAGUUGUAUGACAGAUGUUGAUCUAAUUUGUCUGCAAAAAAAGCUGACAGAAAAAGUUAUGGCCUGGAAAAACUUCAAGUCCGAGAACAAUACCAGAACUGGGACUCGUUUCGCAUGA